GCUGGGUUCAACAAGCAUCAUCAGCAGAGAGGUGCAUCGCAGCGAACCCACCAGACUACUACAACCGACCACUUUCUCACCACCCCCAUCAUUCGCCAGUCCGUAACUUUGAUGCACAAGAGCAUGCCGCCUCGCUCGUCCCACCUCGCGACCUCUCGCGACUCGUUCCCGUUCGUCAUGGAAGGGGACAGCAGCUACUACGACGACCGGGACGACCACACGAGCAAGUCAUCGUCGCGCGUAAUCGUCAUCAAUGCCAAGGAGCUCGGAGGCGACUACGUGCGCAAGGGCGUAGCGUACUCGCGCCGCGGCGGCCGAACCAACAAGGUGGUGCAGUGCUGCAAGUUUUGCCACAUCGUCGAAACGUGCUCGAACGAAGUGAUCUACGAAGAGGAGCACAUCUCCGUGUUCCGCCCGCUCCACCCGGCCAACGAAAGCCACAUUCUGAUCGUACCCAAGCAUCACGUGCGCAACAUCAACUACUUGUCGUCGUCUGACCUGUCGCUCCUCGUGCGCAUGAAAGAAGUGGCGGGGUUCGUGCUGUCCCAGCUCGGCUACAACGUGUUCGACUCUCACAUGCAUCUGUCCUUCCAUCGCCCUCCGUUCAACUCGAUCGACCACGUACAUAUGCACGCGAUGAUCCAAGACGUGAAGCCCAGCUCGAAGCUGUCCAAGAUAAACUUUGUCGGGUCGGUCAAGUACAGCACCGGCACGUGGUGGUGCAAGAGUUUCGACUACGUGUUUACGCGGGUCGCAAAGCUGCGCGACGCCGACGACAGCGCGUUGUCGAGAUCUCGACAGAUCAAUCGACAUAAGCGGGCCAAGUCAGCUGUCGUCAGUAGAUAGAACAGCAUGUUAGGGGAGCUGGCUAGUUAACGUCCAGCGCAAGUCGGCAUGCCGCCCUCCCCUGCAAGAAUGCCGCCGUAUGCUCAAAGAGCCACUGUACGUUGAAGUUGUCACGAUCUGACUCGACGUUUUAUCAGUGUGUACAACGUUUUUCUUGAUUCUCGUGACGUUUAACUCCCCUACUGCCAAUUUUUGGCACGUUUUAGACGAAGUAGUAUAUUUUGACGGGUAUUUAUCAGGAAUAUCAAGAUGGGUGUAUUUGGGUAAUAUUUCUAUUUCAAUUGGUUGUUUUCAUUGGCUAAAAGCACUUGCGGACAACAAACUUCGUGUAAGUAACUACCCCAUGGCGACUUUUCCUUGUACGGUGGCGCCAAGAGGACGCGCUGGCAUGACUGCACAAGACGAUAGACGCUGCGCUGUGCUAUCUACGAACCGUUGAACUGCCGCGGUACCGCUGCCGAUCCCCGACAAAUUCUGUGCAUCGACCAAUGAGGA
Molecule: messenger RNA, 1341 nt
Organism: Aphanomyces astaci
Lineage: Eukaryota; Oomycota; Saprolegniomycetes; Saprolegniales; Verrucalvaceae
Exons: 3
Coding region: 112-846 (244 amino acids)
Molecular function (GO): catalytic activity
Source: RefSeq, a predicted model, not a curated record